AUGUCUCUCCCGCCUGAACGAAUAUGUAUCAAACGUCGGAGGGAGGAUGAGCCUGUCGAAACACUAUAUAUUCAAUCAGAUAUCCAUCAGCCCAAAAGGCGAUUUACAGACUACGUGUUUCAACGAGUUGUUCUACAUGAUCCUAAAGCUGGCAAAGGGGAUACCUCAAGUGGUGAUUCUACGUCUGGGACUCCUGCAAAAGGCCUUGUCAAUGGCAAUCGUGCCGUAAGCGUCCACAGCACUAGAGCUUUAACGUCUGGGAAUGCAAUAAGCAGUUCCGGGAUUCCUAUCAUAUCAACUCCAUCAACGCGUGGCGAUGGAGUUAAAACUAAACAACAGCGGCCCAAGACCCCGGAUCGAGAGGAGCACGACGCCACUGACCAUGAGUCGGCUAGAAGCGACUCACCAUCGCUUGCUACUCUAUCCCAUGUUCCUAGAGUUAUAUCCCCUACUAAAAGGUCGUUAGCAGCGGCAACUGGUGGCCCAUCGGUGCGCCGUUUUCACCUCGAGGCACCGGUUAGUGCAGAUGAUCUGGAGGACACUUUAAAUGUACUUCAUAGGGUUGGCGGGGGAAUUCAAAAAAAAAGGUUGCGAAAAUCAUCCGGUUAUCGGCCUGUUAUUGUGGAGAAAGUUGCGAGCAAGAAGGCCCUCGGGAAAACGUCCGCGCUCUCGAAAGAAAGUGCCACAGAGCUACUUAAUGAAACAGGCGAAGCUACGUGUACGGGACGCCAAAACAACGCUGCAAAACGCCUUGCUGUGAAUGAAGAGCAAGAUGGCAGAGAAAAUAAAGAAUCAUAUGAGUUUUCAUCCCAAAUAAGCAAGGGAGGUAGGAAAGGAGAAUCAAUAUUUGAAGAUCCAAGCACAUGGGAUCAUGAAUCCGAUGAUCUUGCAAACGAACUAGCCCGGAUUGCCCUAGAAAUGACAAACGAUAUCGAGCCUUCUAAUAGGUCUGCUCAGGCGUCCGCAGCCGCUCAAAUACGCCCAACUCCGCAGAAACGACCCCUCAAAUAUAAACCGCGGCUGCCUAAGGCACCUCGUGCAGCAGCUCAUCAAGAUAUUAUCCAUGAUGAAAAUCCCGUACGACUUGAUAGCAGCUCAGCUGGGCCAGAUGCAGAUGCCAUGGAUCCGGUGCUCACUGGAGCUGAUACCAAUAAAGCCCAAGAUACACCAAUAUCUGAAGCUCAAGAACAACCUAUAGCGUCCGAGAUGGAUGAAGACUCUGAUUCCGGUUACGUUUUUGACGAAUUUGUGAGACGGCCUGUGCAUGAUGUUGUAGCUGACCCAAGCGUCGAGUAUUUCAGAGAUGGUAAAUGGAUCGAAGGGCACGAGGUCCCGAAGGAUGUUGGUGUUGUUGUCAUUACACAAGAUGAUUCGCACUUUUGGGAUACCAUUGCGGAAGAUGAGGAUGAAAAGGACUGGGAUACGGAGGAUGAGGAUUCAAACGCCGAGGAUAACCCUGCAACCGAGUAUCCUGACGAGGACCUCGAUUUUGACGACGAGUAUGAUGAUAAUAACGCAAUUUAUCGACGUUUCCGCGUAAAUGCAUCAGAUGAUGAGGAGUAUGAUGCUGUAGAGUACGACCAAUAUGGGUAUCGUGCUUAUAAUAGCAAUAUGCCUGAUGAUAGCGAGUCUGAUGAUUAA
Messenger RNA from Arthroderma uncinatum, 1641 nucleotides. RefSeq lists its product as uncharacterized. Bases 1 to 1641 code for a protein of 546 amino acids. The record is from RefSeq and is a predicted model, not a curated record. The transcript is spliced from 3 exons. Gene Ontology annotation, biological process: protein import into nucleus. Gene Ontology annotation, cellular component: cytoplasm. NCBI's taxonomy places the organism in Eukaryota, Fungi, Ascomycota, Eurotiomycetes, Onygenales, Arthrodermataceae.